AUUACGGGAUUUCCAAUCUUGCAAUGGGGUUAUCAUUUAACCAACCUUGUUGUUAAAUUUAUGUAUUGAUUCAGAGCAGUUCGUCUUCGAUAUGAUAGCGUUGUUGGUGAUUUUGUCUGCUUGUAUCCAGUGUCAUUUCAUCGCGGAAGCAUACACUGGACUCGCUUCACCAGAAGAUGUACCCUGCUUGGAAUGUGUUUGUCGAGCUUCCACCGCCUGCAAUGAUAUUUACGAGUGUGCCAAGAAAACAAUAGAUAAGGAAUAUUGGAGUUUAGCCGGGGAAAACAUCGCUGGUGGAGAUGAUAAUAGAAAAAGAGACUCUAAAGUGAACUACGACAAUUGUGUGAAGGAUAGAAUAUGUAUAUUGAAUACCAUGUACUACUACACCAACAGAAUUCUGAGGAGUCUGAAUGGGGACGUGAACUGUGACGGUUUGGUUAACUGUGCUGACAGAUUCGCAGCUCAUGUCUUUGGCCAACUUGCAAAUAGACCAGAAUCCAAAUUCAGUAUUGGAUUGUCCAAACGUUUCGACAGAUGUCAGGGACAUGGUAUCAAGAAUGUGACCAACAGUUGGUUUCCGAAAAAAUGCAGUGAUUUGUGAACUGGAUAUAUUAAAUCUGAGACGAAUAUAAUCGUUGAGUUGGAAUUAUUAUACAUUAUUAUAAGAUUUCUGACUGCCUUUAUCUUUGAUGAUGAGGAGGUUCGAUAAAAAUUUAUAGAAAUAUUUAUAUUUAGUAGUGAGUUUAAAUUAUGAUGGACGCUGGAAACUAUAGGGGAUUCUCAUGUUUCUAUUCGGCGUACCAUAGUCCAAACUCCAAACAUGAAUCAACUAAGCCUUUGAAUUCGAAGAAAUGUUAAGUUUGUCUGGAUAAUUUAGUCAGGAUUAUAAAUAAUUUAAUGAA
This is a messenger RNA of Coccinella septempunctata (seven-spotted ladybird), 902 nucleotides long. RefSeq lists its product as uncharacterized. The record is from RefSeq and is a predicted model, not a curated record. Gene Ontology annotation, molecular function: lysozyme activity. NCBI's taxonomy places the organism in Eukaryota, Metazoa, Arthropoda, Insecta, Coleoptera, Coccinellidae. The coding region runs from base 92 to 601 and encodes 169 amino acids. The transcript is spliced from 3 exons.